Messenger RNA from Zeugodacus cucurbitae (melon fly), 2732 nucleotides. RefSeq names its product DNA cross-link repair 1A protein (gene Snm1). The record is from RefSeq and is a predicted model, not a curated record. The transcript is spliced from 4 exons. NCBI's taxonomy places the organism in Eukaryota, Metazoa, Arthropoda, Insecta, Diptera, Tephritidae. Bases 97 to 2550 code for a protein of 817 amino acids. Gene Ontology annotation, biological process: protection from non-homologous end joining at telomere; double-strand break repair via nonhomologous end joining; interstrand cross-link repair. Gene Ontology annotation, molecular function: 5'-3' DNA exonuclease activity; damaged DNA binding.
AACAUGUUCAGAAAUUAGGCGCGCUACAAGUUGACAUUUCAUUAACAAGUGAAAUACAUAAAUAAUAAGAGAUAUUUUACAUGAAAUCAAGUUAGUAUGAUCCAAAUAGAGAUUGUGGAUUUAAUUGAUGAUAACUUCAAAACUUCUGUUGAAUAUGAAAACAAAGUUGAUAGUAAAGAUAAAAAUGCGAUAACUACACCACUUACUCGUCCAAAGCGAAAUAAAGCGAAAAAGGCUGCAACAACAACUUGCAAGAGAGUAUUGGAGUCCAUAGAAGAAACCAAAGGUGCCACUCAAUUAACAGUUAUUACAGAGAAUAUACAAACUACAACGAAGAAAAGGACUCCGAAAUUUAAAGAUCCACCUCCUAGUCAAUUGCGCAUAGAUAGUUUUUUCAAAAGUUCUUCUAAGUCAUACAAAAUUGAGAGCCUUUCAGUAAAGGAAGAAAAGUUGUUUUUAACGGCACGAGGAAGUACCACAAACAAAACUUCAAAAAAAGUUGGAGCAACCGCAAAUAAAAAAAUCAAGGGUAGGAAACGUCUAUUCAAAGAAGGUGACGAUUGCAGUUCGACAUCGUCAACUUCCAAAAGAAACAUGAACAACUCGGAUGUGGGGUCAACUUCCAGAAAACCCAAGCUUGAACGCACCACAUCUACGAAAGCUAAUCGUAGUUCUAAUAAAUGCUCAAAACGAAAAGCUAAGCCAUAUUCUUUAGAAGAUUUAAUCGAUUUAUGUUCUGAUGAAGAAGGUCUAGUAGACGAAGCUGCUAACUCACUAACAAAUCAAGUGUUUGCUUCACCCAGUAAACGAGAUAAGUCCGAUAAAAAUGAAGAGCUUUCUGAUUCAUGCAAGGUGCCGAUGGUGUCUAUACCCUUAAAUGAAACGAACUCUAAAAAUACCACAGACGAUUUGAAAGACUGUAUGGCAAAAGAAAAUGCACAACAUUCAAAGUAUAAUAACAGUUAUUUGGAUAUAAAAACAGAAGUAAAAAACAUCAACAAAAUUCCGGUGUCUUCAAAAAUUUUAGUGGAGAAUAAUUUAGUUAAAUCUGAACGAGUGAAAGAUAAGCAAGAAUCACAACUAGAUGUUGUUUCCACGUCUUUACCAAACCAAACCAAAGAUGCAACGAAUAAUUUUCAAGUGUCCAAUGGGAACACUUGCCCAACUCCAAUUAGAAUUGGAAACAAUAAUGAUUUACAAAAAUCGCCAACAGAACAACCUACAACCUCUAAAAGUAAGAGAGUUAGAAAAUUUCGUGCUUGUCCGCCUUAUAAAAAAAUAGCUGGUACUACUUUUGCUGUGGAUGCGUUUCAAUAUGGACAGAUUAGUGGCGUUACGCACUACUUUCUGACACAUUUCCAUGCGGACCACUAUCAAGGUUUGACGCGCAAAUUCGAAAUGCCAUUGUAUGUGAGUCCAAUAACCGCGAACUUAGUGCGCGCACUCAUAUCAGUGGAAAAUAAAUAUAUCCACGAAAUAGAACUCAACGAAUCUGUGGUGAUAAAUGAUGUUGAAGUUACGGCAAUCGAUGCAAAUCACUGUCCAGGUGCGGUAAUGUUUGUAUUUAAACUGGCCAGCGGCCAAUGUAUUGUACAUACUGGAGACUUUCGUGCCUCACCGGACAUGGAGUCAGAGCCGAUUUUCUGGAAUAACAACAUUGAUACCAUAUAUUUGGAUACCACAUACAUAGCGCAUAAACACAAUUUUUCAUCACAGUAUGAAAGUAUCGAUCGAGCAAAGCGUAUAAUACAAGAAUUCCGCGAAAAACGUCCAGAAACACGUGUUUUGUUUGUUGUUGGCUCCUAUGUGAUUGGAAAAGAACGUUUUUGGGCAAAUUUAGCGCAAGAAUUUAAUUUAAAAGUAUGGACGGAGAAGAAUCGAUUGAAAGCUUUGCAGGCCAUGGAUUUAGAAGAAGUACGAGAUUUACUAUGUGAUGAUCCGCAUAAAGCAGAAAUGCAUGUGAUAUCGAUUGCAAAAGUCAGCUAUCAAUCUUUAGUCGAGUAUUUUCGACCAUUUAAAAAGCAAUACGAUGCUGUGCUGGCAUUUCGGCCUUCCGGCUGGGAGAAGAAUGGCAAACCACAACUGCGUGGUGAAAUAAAUAUCGUGGGCAUUGAGUACUCUGAACAUUCCAGUCAUGCGGAGUUGGAACGCUUUGUAACAUACCUGAAGCCGCGCGAAGUAAUCAGUACCGUGCCCGUGAUGCAGGGUAAUCCAUGCAUUACACCGAAGAUACCAGAGAAGUGGUAUAAAUAUGUUAGCCUUAAAAGUAGGCACCGCAAUUUCCAGCCAUCGAUAACUAGUUUUUUAAAAAUGCGUCCUCGUCAACUGGCACAAAACGCCUCAUCUACCAAACUUAUCACGAAUUGUGUAACGCCUACGAAGUCGCCAGAUUACAUGCCCAACGGUCUAUCACAACUGAGUGUACGUGCCAUGGCUACUUGCAUAGAAGUGCAACGAGAUAAUAAGUGUCAGCAGGAACCGUCACUGAAAGUACCGCCUGUGAUUACUCUAUUUCCUGAAUCCGAUGCCUUAGAGGAUUGGUUAUCCUAGUUAAGCGUGAGAUUUGUCUCAGUUCUGUUUUUGUUAAUAAUGCUGUUUUCUCUAUACUUUGUAACUGCUUUAAUACAUUCUUUGUGAAUAGUUUAAGGUAAUUAAGCUUAAAGCUUAAAUUUUAUAUCACAAUUUUUUGUAUCACCUCAAUUAAUAAAACAUAUACAUGAAUUAUGGAUUUA